Odocoileus virginianus texanus is the source of this 1914-nucleotide messenger RNA. RefSeq names its product G protein-coupled receptor 37 like 1 (gene GPR37L1). Gene Ontology annotation, biological process: positive regulation of MAPK cascade; adenylate cyclase-inhibiting G protein-coupled receptor signaling pathway. Gene Ontology annotation, cellular component: plasma membrane; signaling receptor complex. Gene Ontology annotation, molecular function: G protein-coupled peptide receptor activity. The record is from RefSeq and is a predicted model, not a curated record. NCBI's taxonomy places the organism in Eukaryota, Metazoa, Chordata, Mammalia, Artiodactyla, Cervidae.
CCGGCCUUGCCUCUGCGUGCGGGCAGCCGCGCUGCUCACCCGGCCAUGCGGUGGCUGUGGCCGCUGGGCGUCUCCCUCGCCGUGGCGCUGGCAGCUGGGCCCGCAAGGGCCCCUGGGGGGGUCCGCCUGCACCAGGGCGGGCACCGGCCUGGGGCCCAGGAGCAGCCGGACUGGUCCAGGCGAGCAGCCGAGUGGGAGGAUGCCAAGGGGCUGCAGCAGUACGUGCCUGAGGGGUGGGCUGGGCACCCCCGGCCCAUCCGCCCCGCCACCCCGCAGCCCACCCAGCCCCGGGUGGCCGCCAGCCCCUCCCCGGGCCAGGCCAGGGCCGCUGGGGGCAGUGGGCAGGAGCCCCGGGGCAACGUGACGGGGACGCCCGGCCAGCGCCUGCAGGUGCAGAACCCCCUCUACCCGGUGACCGAGCGCUCGUACGGGGCCUACGCCGUCCUGCUGCUAGCCCUGGUGCUGUUCGCUGUGGGCAUCGUGGGCAGCCUGGCGGUCAUGUGCAUCGUGUGGCACAGCUACUACCUGAAGAGCGCCUGGAACUCCAUCCUGGCCAGCCUGGCGCUCUGGGACUUCCUCGUCCUGUUCUUCUGCCUCCCCGUCGUCACCUUCCACGAGAUCACCAAGCAGAGGCUGCUUGGCGCGGUGUCCUGCAGAGCGGUGCCCUUCGUGGAGGUCUCCUCCCUGGGCGUCACCACCUUCAGCCUCUGUGCCUUGGGCAUCGAUCGCUUCCACGUGGCCACCAGCACCCUGCCCAAGGCCAGGCCCAUCGAGCCGUGCCCGUCCAUCCUGGCCAAGCUGGCGGUCAUCUGGGUGGGCUCCAUGACGCUGGCGGCACCCGAGCUCCUGCUGUGGCAGCUGGUGCGGGAGCCCAGCACUGCCGCGGGCACCGUGGACGCGUGCGUCAUGAAGCCCUCAGCCCACCUGCCCGAGUCGCUCUACUCACUGGUCCUGACCUACCAGAACGCCCGCAUGUGGUGGUCCUUCGGCUGCUACUUCUGCCUGCCCGUGCUCUUCACCGUCACCUGCCAGCUGGUGACGUGGCGGGUGCGGGGCCCGCCAGGCAGGAAGCCUGAGAGCCGGCCGGGCCCGCAGGAGCCGCCGGGGGGCCGGCCCAGCAGCACCGUGGCUGGCCUGGCCGCUGUGCACGCCCUCUGCGCCCUGCCCGAGAACGUGUGCAACGUCGUGGCCGCCUACCUGUCGGCCGCGCUCACGCGCCAGACCUUGGAGCUGCUGGGCCUGGUCACGCAGUUCUCCACCUUCUUCAAGGCGGCCAUCACGCCGCUGCUGCUCCUGUGCGUGAGCCGCCCGCUGGGCCGCGCCUUCCUGGACUGCUGCUGCUGCUGCUGCGGCGAGGGCUGCGGCCAGCCGGCGGCCCCCAGCGGCCCCCGCGCCAAGCUGCACACAGAGCUCUCUGCCUCCGGCUACUUCCACAAGCCCCGCGAGGCACCGCCGCUCCUGGCCCUGGGCACACCCUGCUGAGGCUUGGCUGGCCCGUGCGGGGAAGCUCUGCCCAGAGGUGGGCUCGGCUCCCCGGGCUACGGCCCGGGCCUGCUGCGCCGGGGCCUGCCCACCCAUGCUCCGCCCAGGGCAGUGGUCCUCCAGGUUCUUAGAGCUGCUCUGAAACUCUCCAGAACCUUGCCUGGCCCCCGCUCCCCCCGCAAUCUGGAGCCUGACCGCACCGCCCGUGUGCCCCUCUCUGCACCGUCCCCCCCCAGGACCUGGCUCCUCGCUGGGCACGGCCAGCCCCGCGCUGCAUGCUGCCUUCGGGUGCCGUCCCCCCGGGGAGGACUUGUCUCUCCGUCCUCCUCCUCCUCCGAUGUACCCCGGUUGGCCUGUACCCCCCGCCCCGCCCCCCCCGCUCAGGUGCUCCCCGGUAGAUGGCCCUUCUUGGAAAACAAUAAACUAGGUAGA